Molecule: messenger RNA, 9068 nt
Organism: Xyrichtys novacula (pearly razorfish)
Lineage: Eukaryota; Metazoa; Chordata; Actinopteri; Labriformes; Labridae
Source: the annotation of a GenBank genome assembly
ACACGCUCCUUUCUGCUGCUGCUGUGGGCCGCAGUUUGACCAGGAGGACCAAAGAGGCCGAAGUACCCUACCGCUUCGUCUUACAGAAAACCAACCACAGCCGGAUACAAACCCUCAAAAUGGGCAACUGUCAAGUAAGUACCGUUUUCCUAAACAGCGCCUUUUAAAAACACGAGGCCCGUGGAAAAGUAAAUCUUACAAUCGGUAGAUUAGGUUUCGUAUUGAGUGAGAGGGGGAGAGUUUCGGGAUAACGAGAAGAAGCCUGAUUUUGAUCUAGUCAAUGACAAGAACUAUUUAUCCGGUUAUUCCCUUUAUAUCAGAUUCAUUAUUCGGCUUUUUUUCCUUAUUUUUCACCAUUUAUCCACCAGUGAAACGCAUGUAUUCGCUGUCUGUUGCGCACAGUGUUUAACUUACGGUAAAUCUUCAUCAGUUUUUGGUGACUUGCACUUUCAGAUUGAACAUUAAGUGUGACUUUAAAUGGAGCCGAUAUAACGACGAAAAUGACACCGAGUGACAGACAACCGUGUCUGGGUGUACGCAGAGAAAAGAGCCACUCCCCUGCGGAAUUCAUCACGGCUCCGUUAGAUGAGUGUGUGUGUGAGAGAGAGAGAGUGUGUGUGAACACAUGAAUGACUGAGGCUGUGUGUGUGUGUGAGAGUGUGUGUUAUGCAAGAGUCCAUGCAUGAAAGGAGGGGGACAUGGUGUCCAUUUAAAUACGAUUUCUCACUAUGUCUGUUCUCUAUUUCUUGAUUUAUUGAUCAUUUUUGCCUCAUUUUAUACAGAAAAUACGGUAAUAGUGAAUCAAGUCGCCUCUAAUCAUUAUAAACGAAACAUUUGGCUUUAUUAUGGACUUGGAUAUUUCUAAAAAGCCUUUCUUUCAAGAAAAACUCAUUAAAGUGUAUAAAUAAAAAUUUUAAAAAUUGAUGGGAAAGCAUAUGAAUAACAGAUUUGCUUUUUAAGAUUUAAUUUAUAUUGCCAAAAAGUGCCCAAAACGGAAGUAAACGUCUUAUUUAUAUUUAAAAUAACUAAAAUAGUAAUAGUAGUAGUCGUUUAUUCAGUCAUGACAACACCAAAUAUAGUAAACAAUAUUGACAUUUCACACAAAAUGUAUUACGCAUUGGUUACGCAUUUACUUUUUAUUUCAUUCCUUUAGAAAUAAAAAGAAACAGUUUAAUUUACAUACAAACGUCCUCCUAUUUAGAAAGAAAGGGAGCAGAAAGAAGAUUAAUCUCAUUUUAUCUGCCCCUUUAUCCCCAGAAAUCAAUUCAUGUGUUGAAAUUACCACAAAAGACAACAAAUGAUAUCAGUUAUAAUUUAAUACAAAGAAUGCGUAUUUUGAAAUAAAAGUAUGAUACAGCAAGAGAAAACUACUCAAUUUGUUAAUAGUUAGAAAUACAAAGCUUUAAAACAGACUCAGACAUUUAAUAUACAUUUUAGCAGUUCUUUUUGUGUUUACUUUGUAUUUUUUAGCUUUCUGUUGUAACAAAAGGUAUAAAAAUAACACCAAAAUGAUCUGAUCGUCGCAACAAAAGUUUCAUUUUUGCAAAAGUUUGAGUAAUAUUGCAAAAAACAGAGAGAAAAUCUUUCAUUAUAUGGAAAAUUUGUAAAUGUGAUAGACAUACAUGCUUGUAAACGACAAUACAGCCAAAACACAGUGAAAAACAUUUAUUUUUCUUUCAAGUUUUGGUCUGCUAUUUCUACAACUGUAGGAAAAAUCCUUAUAUGUGUAUAAAUGUAAUUAAAAAUAUGAAAUGACAACAUUACAAGGUAGGUUUAAUUGAUAUUUAUUACUAUAAUCAAGAGUUUCUUAAACAGACCUGUACUUGUUUAGGAUAUGUGACUCUGAAAAGCUUUUCAGACCCCUUCUGGCCCCCGGACCACCCUUUGCAAACUGCCAGUAAUUCACGCGGCCCCCACCAAGUUUGUUUAAAGACUUCUGGCCCUGAAUUCCUCAUUCCUCCCCUCCCCCGUCUGCCAGCUGCUCCUGCAUCGCUAUCAUGUCUUCAUUUACUGAAACAAUGAUCAGUUUGAUGAAGCCUGUGAAAUGAGGAGCUGUUUUUAGCCCGUCAGUCAGUCAGUCACCUACAUAACAAUGUUCCUUCUCUCUCUCAGCCCACCGUCGUGCCCUAUGAGGACUUUGAUGUUAUCGCUGACAUUAAAGCCAUCCGCAAAGCCUGUAAAGGGUUUGGUGAGUCAAAAUAACUCAUGAAUAACUUUAAUAUUCUGUGUUCAAGCUGACUUUUUGACAUUUUAGCGUGUUUUUGUAUUUUCUCUUAAGGAACUGAUGAACAGGCCAUCAUCGACAUCCUGGCAAACCGCUGUUCAUUUCAGCGUCAGGAAAUCAAACAGGCCUAUUUUGACAAGUAUGACGAUGUAAGUGUUGCUCAAGAGCGUUUACAUUAUUUCCACUUCAGGAAACGUUAUUUUCUGUUUAUAAUGUUUGCUCUCCUGCUGCGUCUCUGGGGCAGGAGUUGGUGGAUGUGCUGAAGAGCGAGCUGUCAGGGAACUUCGAGAAGGCCAUCCUCGCCAUGCUGGACCCGCCGAUCAUCUACGCUGUGAAGGAGCUGAGGAAGGCCAUGAAGGGGGCGGGCACUGAUGAAGACGUCCUGGUGGAGAUCCUCUGCACUGCCACUAAUGAUGUCAGUCAUAAAUUCAAAAUACUGUUUUAAACUAAACUAUAAACACAUCCGUUCAUGUCAUCUUUGAGGUUAGAUACCUUUGAAAUAAUAGAUCAUAUAAUGUUCCUACUUUGUAGUUAUGGCAGCUAUUUUUUUCUCUCACAGGACAUCCACAUGUUCAAGGAAUGCUACUUUCAAGGUAAGCUUACAGGGGCGGAUCCACCUUCAGUUGACUGGGGUGGCCCAGCUCGGGCACUGACUUUGACAGGCAUUUUAAAUGGAAAUAUCUUACAGUAAAAACAUGUUUACGGCCUGGUUCAAAAUGAUGUUUAUGGUCUGAAAGGCUAGUUUCAUUUUUGUUUAUACUUUACGUGGGGGGAUUUUUUAAAAUAUCUUAUCCUUCAUGAUUUAAAGAUUAAAACAUAUACAUAAAUAUGGACUGUUAGGGUCUGAGAGUGACAAACAGAUGGCUGCAUUUUGGUUUUUAGCCAGGGCUUUAUGGCCUGCCUCCCUUUGGAUCUUUGUCUUUUUUCUUGGUAAAGUGAAAUUGAAGUCGAGUCAUCCCUUUUAUUUUUUAUUCAUUUAAGCAAGAAUAAGAAAAUUUAAAUUAAGUCCUAAAACAAGUCCAGCCUUCUGUAUCACUGUGAUCAGUUAGUAAAGAUCUUAUGAUUCCUGAAACUCGUAUUGUUGAACUUUUCACUUAUUAAUCAGUUAAGUGUCACAGUUUCCCUUCCUUCUAUUAUGAACAAGGAAGUUGCUGAUGGUGACUCACUGAGACCCACAUACAGCACUCACUGGGUUAUUCUUACCCUUAAGUCCCGUAAAAUACUGUCACACCAUGUUUACUCAACGCCCCUCUUUCUGUAACUUCCUGUUUACUGUGAUUCUGGUUCUGAUUGUCAUGUUUAACAGAAUCUGAGAUACUUAAAUAAGAGCACCAAAAUAGCUAAAUAAAAGAUUAUCCUGUCCUUAAAGCUAGGAGAUAAAUGCUAAAAUACUUUAAAAAAAAAAGUUUAUGAUAUAAAAUUAAGAUGUAAAAUUUAGUUAAAAGAAAAACUAAAUAAUAAAGGAUUAGGAUGAGCUUUAUUUACAAAAGAAAAAGGGAAAGUGUUUAAAAAUACUGAUUAAAUGGUAAAAAUAUCACCUUCAUCAGUAAAUGUAAUAAUGUUUGUGGCAUGGACAGCACUGGUGUUUUAAACAAAACUGAUGCAGUUCAGCAUUUUUAAUAUUCAGCGUUCUUAGUGCUAAAAAAACAAGGGGUCAGCGGUCCAUGCUGUGGUCAGAUGAAAAUAGUUCAACUUUUAGAGCACUGCUGUUCUCAUCAACAUCACUAUUCUUCAGCUGACCAAUCAAAAUCAUCAAAAAUAAGAGAGGAGAACCUAGUAGAUUCUGUUUUUAAGAGUACUGCUACCAGAUUUAUAACUACACAGAUCUUUUCAUUGUUUAUGUUUUUUCUCUGUUAAAUGUCCCUGAAUAAAAGCCAAUGACCAAUGAGAACUGUAUCAUCAUCAUCUUAUUUAACCUCACUUCAAAAAUACUGAAAUAUACUUUUGACUUAUUCAAACAAACACUUACAGUUAUUAUCUUACUAAUGAUAGUGUGGGACUUCUUAGUUUAAUGUUUGCAACCACUACCUUUGAUUUUUGUCCACAUUUUUUCUGUGUAGUUUGAUGAUGACUCUUUUAAGAAGAUUAAAGGGGCAGUCUGCUUUUUUUAUAUGUGUUUUUAAGUCCCUGCAUAAAUGUGCUGACAUGUAAAGUCAAAAAUCCUGUUUUACAGCCAGACAGAGGCUAAGUGAAGGUCUCAUUUAAGCAAAAAGCUCUGGGGUAAGGACUUGAGGAGGUUUUUUUUAAUCUGGCAAGCUUUUAUAAUGUCAGACAAUCAUUUACUCGAUAGAAAAAGCAAGCUAAGUGAAAGCAGGUGUACUUAUUCUUAUCACAACAUUUCUGAUAGUCAUUUACAAUCUUGUAUGUACUGAGACAUGAACUCAACAGUGACCUUUUAACCUUUUGUUUGUGUACAUUGUGUGUUUAUUCCAGUGCAUGAGCGUGAUCUUGAAGCAGACAUCGAAGGAGACACAAGCGGGGACGUUAGAAACCUGCUCAUGGCUCUUCUGGAGGUUCGUGCUCUUUAGUUUCUCUUCCACUCUCACGUAACUUAAAUCUUCCUGACUGCAGCUGUACUGAAACUGAGCUCACUCUCUCUGUGCCCACUCAGGCCCUUCACACACACACACACACACACACACACACACACACACACACACACACACACACACACACACACACACACACACACACACACACACACACGCUGGACACGAUCCAGACAGCCUCUCAUGAGUAAAACAGAGGCCAGAUAUAGUUGCUGCAGUCUCACAGCAUAAGUCAUCUUACUUUUCUUCUUCAGGGCAACAGAGACGAGAGUUACGAGGUGGACGAAGAGCUGGCUGAACAGGACGCUACCUCUCUAUUCGAGGUACCGCUUUAAUAUUUAAUGCACACUCUUUAUGAUCUCAUAAAUACGCUCUAACCUUGGAUGGCAUUAAUAUCCACUGCAGGCAGGAGAGGGUUGUUUUGGGACUGAUGAGUCCACUUUCAGCUUCAUCCUGGCCACCAGAAACUACCUGCAGCUGCAGGCCACAUUCAAGACAUAUGAGCAGGUGGGUUCUGGUGUCACUCUGUGCAUAGCUGCAGUGAUGAUACAUAUCAGAUUAAGCAGCCUGAGAUUGUGUCUUCAGCUAGCAUGUGGGAAGUCAGAGCUGGUGUCUUACAUAAUCUCUCUGAAUAACCUCAUUGACCUGCACUUUCCGGGGACUUCAAAUUAUGCUCCUUUUAAAGCAGACGGAUAAAAAUUUAAAACUUUUAGGAGACAAUGUGAGGAGAUAAUAGACCUGGAAAUGCUCUUAAAUGAAUUCUGAUAAUUGGAAGUGCUUUGAUUUAAACUUGUCGUAAAGCAUUUUUAGCACCUACUUUAAUUUGACAUCUUUAAAGCUCCUAUAAGGAUUUUUUUCACAUUUAUGAACUGGACUGAAAUUCAUACUGAUGCAUUUUUAUAAUAUACAAAAGCAAAAACAGGCCAUUGUCAUUAAGAUUACAGGUUUUAACAUUAUUUUACCAUUAUUUUUAGUAUGUAAAACAAGUGUGAGAGGGUAAGUGACAGCCAAGCAGCUGAAAAAACAGCCCUGUCUUCACAUUUCCUGGAUCAGAUAUUUACAUAUGUUCAUUUGACAGUCAGCAGGAGGAGAUUUUUCAUCUGAAGACAUGACUUCAGCAUGACAAGAUGCUUUCCAUAGGGGGCGCCAAAAUCUGCACGAACAAAAUUCCCUUAAAGGAGCUUUAAAUUGAUCUGAUUUUAAUGUCUUAUUUCUAAAUGCGAUUUAAUUUCCUUUGACGCUCUUUAUGUUCUGUUUUAAAUCCCUAAAUCACUUUAAUGUGAAAUGCUAAGUUGCUAAUGCUAAACACUUUAAUGUUUUCUCUCCACAGCUCUCUGGAACUGAAAUCUUGGACGCAAUUGAGAACGAGACGUCUGGGACGCUGCAAAAAUGCUACAAAGCUCUGGGUAAGUUUGAAGCCCGAGCCAAAUAAAUCCUUUCUAAACAAUACGUGGAGGUAAAGUGAACGGCUAAACCAAACAGAAACGAUAAAGCAGCCGCAGAUACAGAUAGACUGAAAUAUGUGAACGAGCUGUGCCAGUCUUGGGUAAACAGACCACACAGACCAGGGUCAGACUGUGCUGGGACGUGAUGUAUAUUUGAGUAAACUUUAGGGGAUUUUGAUGAUAUGUCCGUUUCUCUUCUCCUCAGUGAGAGUCGCCAAGAACCCUCAGCUCUACUUCGCCAGACGCUUGAACAAAGCGAUGAAAGGAGCGGGCACUGAUGAGGACACCCUGAUCCGCAUCAUAGUGGUUCGCUCCGAGGUAAGGGAACUGAAAACCUUUCGGUCUGGACACAAUCUGGCUCAUUUCCUCCUGGGAUGUCAAACCUGCGCAGGAGUACAGUGUGUCUUUUCCUGCAACUCGUGACAUUGACCAGGAGUAAAAUCGAUGAAAAUCACAUGAGGAGAGGCUGAAUGAUGCCUCCUUAUUCCAGUACAGAAAACCUCAUUGAAGGUGUAACUGGCAGGAGGAAGAAUGUUAAUGUGCUGGAAGAGUCCGUGAGGAAAUAUUUAUUGAUUUUAAAGGUUUUGAGUGUGUUAAACAAAGAACGCGAUAAGAACCAGGAACAGGUGUCAAACUGAGAUUAGCUUCAGGUUUCAGUGGGAUGAUUUUCAAGAUUAAAACCAGGAUCAAGAUUUCUAAUAUCAAAGGAAACAGGAUUAAAACAAGAUCAGGAACAACAUUCAAAGCAAACAGGAUCAAAAACAAGACAAGAACCAGAAAGAGGUGAAGAUAAAUGAAGAUAUUUAGGUUCAGAUUUUCUACAGUCAAGAUAAAGAAUCAAGAUCAUGAUUAAAAGAGACUGGAUCAAGAGCAAGACCUCCGACAGACUGAUGACUCUGAUCAGGAACGUCUAUAAAAAAUGACGUUUUCAAGUGAGAGAAGAUUUUUAUUUCUAAAGGGAAAGGGAUCAAGAACUUCAGGAUUAUAUUAUAUUUUAAUUUUUAUAAGGGAAAAGAUUCAAAAAGAUUAGAAACAGAUUCAGGAUUUUGAUCAGUUGUAGGUAUCAUGGUUUGAGUUUUAAAAGGGAGCAGGAACAAGAUCAAAAACAGGAUCCAGAACAAGAUUUAUGUUAUUAAAGGGAUUUUAAAGGAUCAGGAACAAGAUUAAAGACAAGCACAGGAUAUUGAUUAAGUGUAAAUUUCAAGGUUUGAGUUUUAAUGGGAGUAGAAUCAAAUUCAAGAAAAAGGAAUCUGAGUAAGAAACAAGAUAAGGGAUCUUAGGUAGAGCACAAACAAGAUCAGUGAUGAGAGAAUAACUAGCAGCAGGUUCAGCAAGCAGGAUCAAGAUUAGGUGCAAGAUUAGUAAUAAAAUCAAGAUUAUCUGGAUGUUCAAGAACAAGUCCAUGAGGCAGGAUCAGGAGACUGAAUCUUGAAUCUGUAACUUUUACACGUAUCAGUAACAUGAAACAGCGUAACACAUGUGUUCACAUCAUCCUGUUUUCCUCCUCUGUACCAACAGUUUGAUUUGGAGACCAUCAAAGACAUGUACCUGGAGAAAUACGACGUGUCCCUGAAGGACGCCCUAAGAGACGAGUGCAGCGGCGACUUCAAACGUCUCCUCCUGGCCAUCUGCCACUGAGAGUCACCUCCAGUAGACGUAAAAGACAGCGGCAGAGACGGACGAGUGUUUUCAUACCGAGGGCGCUGCUGGUCUCUGUGUAACACACUAACACUGUUCAGUCUCUCCAGGUGAGGUUAUGCAGGGAGCAGGAGGGUGGAAGCAGCUUGUGUCUUGUCUAAAUUCAUAGUUAAUGUGAUCGUAGGUGGCUCUCAUUUUUAACCGUUUCCACAGGCAUUAAUUAUAAAACCGGCAUUAAACUGGAUUUUUUCUCCUGUUUCUAAAAGUACAAUUUCUGUCAAACACUGCCUGUUUCUAAGCCAGUUUUUAGCGCUAAUUUUAUGACAGAUUUACCAGCAUUUACACGGUCAGUUUAAGCCACUGCUAACAAACAUAUAUGCAUCAAUAGGAAAAACAAUGGCGCAUGGUAACCAUACUGUAGAUGUAAUAUGUUUGAAUGCUAGCAUAUAAUUGUCUGUACUCUGCUGCUGCAUUUGCAGAAGUACUUCAAAGUAUUACAUUAUUAUCAAUGUAGAAGUAUUAACUGUUUUAAACCAACUUAUUCCAUAUUAAUGUUGAAUAUUUUUGUCUAGAGCUGCUGUCCGUCACCCUUCAUGUCCUAAACUCAGCGACUUUUUAUUUUACUGCUGUUACCACAAAUGCAAUCACUCUUUGAGAAGCUUGAAGAAAUAUGAACGUUAGUCAUGAAGGAAAAUGUUGGUAUGAUGAAGGUUUGAACUGUCAUGUGAAAGAUUGGAUGAAUCCCCCUCACAGAGAAGAAUAUUAUAUCUACUUUUUUAUUGAUUGUUUCAGUUUUGUCCUCAAUUACGUCCAGAAAAACUUGACAAAUCCAAAUUCACCUCACCUUGUUCUACUUUUUUUUUUAUUAUACUACUAACAGUAUAGAGAUUAAUAUAUUAUUAUGUUAUUUAGUUUACUGAUUUAGGUAGGCCAGAGAGUAUAAAUGUGAAGAAACCUGUAUGAGACAACAUCUGAAGAGUCUCCGUCAUUUUGUUUCUCUAUAAGGCAGCUGAGAUUUGUUCAAAUGACCACUAUUGUAAACGUUUUAGAAGAAGCUGAGGAGAUACUCAAAGUGAACUGAAGUACAUGUGAAGGGUUAAACAUGAUCCAGAACAUCAGACGGGUUGUGGGAUUAGUUUUUUUUUCUCCAUAGCCAAAGAAUUAUUGUCUAACUGCAAAUAAAUUUCCCUAUAACAUCUAAUGUGUUUGAAC